CAGAGGCACGGAGCGGACACCUCUGCUCGCCCUCGCCGCCCCGUGACAUCGGAGCCUUCAGCAGGGCUCAGGAGCCUCCACAGCCAGGUCACAGCGUGCUGGGGAUGAGGCUGGGGAUGAAGCUGGGCGCCGCCUGCCUCCUGUGGCUGCUGCUGCUCUGCCUGAGCCUGCCCGCCACGCACGGCCGCGUCCUGGAGCGCUCCGUGGAGAUCAGGAGUAAGGAGAACAUGACCCCGGACAUCGAUCCCUCGUGGUACACGGGCCGCGGGAUCCGGCCCGUGGGGCGCUUCGGGCGGCGGCGGGCGCUGGGCGGGCCCGGGGCUGCUCUGCGGGGCUGCGCUGCUCCUGCCCGGCUGGAGCCGAGCCCCUGAGCCCGGCUGGCAAUAAAAUCCCUGCUCGCUCA
Molecule: messenger RNA, 403 nt
Organism: Zonotrichia leucophrys gambelii
Lineage: Eukaryota; Metazoa; Chordata; Aves; Passeriformes; Passerellidae
Gene: PRLH
Product: prolactin releasing hormone
Exons: 3
Coding region: 105-371 (88 amino acids)
Biological process (GO): feeding behavior; G protein-coupled receptor signaling pathway; response to peptide hormone
Molecular function (GO): neuropeptide hormone activity; prolactin-releasing peptide receptor binding
Source: RefSeq, a predicted model, not a curated record